Messenger RNA from Aspergillus thermomutatus, 3717 nucleotides. RefSeq lists its product as uncharacterized. The coding region runs from base 1 to 3717 and encodes 1238 amino acids. Gene Ontology annotation, molecular function: A2-type glycerophospholipase activity; zinc ion binding; DNA binding. The transcript is spliced from 4 exons. Gene Ontology annotation, cellular component: intracellular membrane-bounded organelle; cytosol. Gene Ontology annotation, biological process: DNA-templated transcription; glycerophospholipid catabolic process. The record is from RefSeq and is a predicted model, not a curated record. Lineage: Eukaryota; Fungi; Ascomycota; Eurotiomycetes; Eurotiales; Aspergillaceae.
AUGAAAGAACACACUCAAACUCGAGGCCCUUUCGAUGUCACGAAUGCGGCAAAGGAUUUGGACGCCAGGACGUUCUCGGGAGGCAUGAACUUUUCACCAAAUCUUAAUGUCGAAGCUCUACAAGAGUACACAGAGUCGAGAACGGCUCGCCACUCAGCCGGCACCACUGCAUUUUCUACUGGCGAUGUCGCUACCCACAAUACAUUCCAUGACUCCGACGAUCUGCUGAACUGGUUGCUACCAGAGCUAAGCGACAGUCCCGUUGUUCCCCUGCCUCUGGCCGAUUGGUCUGGACUUGAAACACCAUCUGAAACAUUACUGGAGUAUCCCACUGUGGAUGAUCGACUGCACCCGCGACCCGAGAUCGGCAGUAUCCAGCAGGUGUUCAAAUUGAUACAUGAUACCUCGAAGCGAUUGAGUUCUGACUAUGAUGGCAAAGGGAUCACUGUCGACUUCCUUGAUGCUUGUUUACACGAGUACUUUGAACGUAUAGCCCCGUCUUUCCCCGUGAUUCACGAGCCAACAUUCUCGUCUCAAAAAGCUAUCCCGCCCCUCCUUCUCAAUAUGGUUGCCUUGGGGUCAUUGUUUGUAUGCAUGCCCAAUGCGAUGGCCAAAGGGGAACUGCUCUGGAGGCUUGGACAUACUGCGGUGGCAACGUCAUGGCAGACUCUCAUCGGUCUACGGGGGCCGCAUGAUAGAUGUGAAGGGGUGCAGCUGGUACUGACGGCGUUGCUCGGUCAAACAUACGCUUUAGCCUCGUCCAACCCGGAUAUCAGAUCCACCGCAUUUAUAUUCCAUGGACUGGGCUUUUACUGGGCAAGAACACGCGGAAUGUUUUCGCUCGACGAGAGACCUUUGUCAAUGCCAGAGGACGAUGCACCACCGCAGGAAAAGCAGGUUGCGUGGGAGAGGUGGGCCGCAUCAGAAGUCCAACGCCGUGCGGUGCUUGGACAUUAUAUCUUGGAUGGCUUUAUAUCGCAGGCAUCAGGCUGUCCGGCCAGUGUUCGGCAUCUCGUCAACAGGAUAGGGGCUGCGUGUUCGGAUGAGGCAUUUGCUGCGCGAUCCGCAGACAACUGGGUCGUAGCAAUGUCAAGAGCAGAUAUGGCGCAGCUAUCCAUGGCCGCCAUCUAUACACGGAUUUUCCAAUCGGAGUCUCCCAACGGAUUAGCCAAGAUAUCUCCGUUCUGUGUCUCUGUGAUACUCGAGGGGCUUCUCUCACUGAUCUCCGACACAGAAGUAGACGAGUCGUCAUUUGGCCUGAUCUCACGACUGGAAAUUGUCCAGGCAUUACUCAAUGUCUACCAGACAUAUACCCUACCUGCAAUGUCCUCCGGCACGGCAAAUGCGUAUAAUAUCAUGAUCCGGUGGCAUACAGUCUGUAUAGAAAUUGCCGCCCCACUGACACCACUAUACAAUGCAUUGCGUGGGACAUUUGAAAUACCGAAUCAGCUGGCAGGCGUCCCAGCAACAUCCUCAGCCAGACCGCUUCAUCUCGCAGAAUGGGCCAGAGGAACAGAUGCUAUUCGAGCCCUUCUGCACGCAACAGCCAUUAUUCGGCUCCUCCGGACUAUUCCUCUUCACCAGACCAAUGCCGUGCACAUACCGACAGCGAUAUUUCAGGCCGCAUUGGUCCUCUGCAGUCUUCCUUUGCAUGGUACCAACGUACUUGAGAUUCCCGAGGCUCCUCCGUGGCGUGAUGUAUGGGACGAAUCUCGCGUUGAGAAGCCGAUGACCGCGUUCGAACUUUUGUACAAACUACAAUGCGCUGAAUCGAUGACUUGUGUGAAUCUUUCAUUGGGAGGCGUCGACAUGAAGGCCAUUUUCACCCUUCUAACGGCCCUGGCCGUAACCACGGCGACUCCUCUCGACCUGUCUAUCCGAGCCCUCCCCAACGCCCCUGAUGGCUAUACUCCGGCGAACGUGUCCUGUCCAGCUACACGACCCAGCAUUCGGGGUGCAGGAUCGCUUUCUCCGAACGAAACUGCCUGGCUCGAGAUCCGUCGCAACAACACCGUCCAGCCUAUGAAGGACCUGCUAGGGCGGCUCAACCUCACCUCUUUCGAUGCCGCGAGCUACAUCGACCGCGUGUCGAGUAAUGCAUCCAACCUGCCGAAUAUCGCGAUCGCUGUUUCGGGGGGUGGAUACCGGGCUCUGACCAAUGGAGCUGGAGCUAUAAAGGCCUUUGACAACCGAACAAAAGGCUCGACGGCAUCUGGACAGCUCGGGGGUCUACUGCAGGCGGCAACAUAUGUAUCCGGACUGAGCGGAGGAGGAUGGCUGGUGGGCUCUGUGUAUGUGAACAACUUCACAACCAUCUCAGACCUCCAAUCUGGAGACAAUGGCGACGUAUGGCAGUUUUCCACGUCUAUCCUGGAAGGCCCUAAGGCCAAACACCUGCAGUUCCUGUCCACGGCCGACUACUGGAAGAACCUGCUCGAAGCAGUCGACGGUAAAAGCAACGCGGGCUUCAACACCUCGCUAACGGACUACUGGGGCCGCGCUCUGUCCUACCAAUUCAUCAACGAUCCGACCGGCAACGGCGGGCCAAACUACACCUGGUCGUCCAUCGCGUUGACCAACUCCUUCCAGCGCGGCGAGAUGCCGCUCCCCAUCCUGGUCGCGGACGGCCGGAACCCGGGCGAGCUGCUGAUCGGCAGCAACUCGACCGUCUACGAGUUCAACCCAUGGGAGUUUGGCUCGUUUGAUCCCUCUAUCUUCGGCUUUGCGCCGCUCGAGUAUCUCGGCUCGCGCUUCGACAACGGCCAGCUCCCCAGCGGCGAAUCCUGCGUGCGCGGUUUUGAUAAUGCAGGCUUCGUCAUGGGCACCUCCUCCUCGCUCUUCAACCAGUUCAUCCUGCGGCUCAACACGACCGACCUCCCGGACCUGGUCAAGGAGGCCUUCUCCAAGAUCCUCACCGCACUGGGCCAAGACGGCGACGACAUCGCCGUGUACGGCCCCAACCCGUUCUACGGGUAUCGCAAUUCCACGGCAUCAUACUCGCAGAGCCGCGAGCUCGAUGUCGUCGACGGCGGCGAGGACGGCCAGAAUAUCCCCCUGCACCCGCUCAUCCAGCCUACCCGCCACGUCGACGUGAUCUUCGCGGUUGACUCCUCAGCCGACACGGAGUACAACUGGCCGAACGGGUCGUCGCUAGUCGCGACCUACGAGCGAAGUCUGAAUAGCUCGGGAAUCGGCAACGGGACGGUCUUCCCUGCUGUGCCGGACGUGAACACCUUCAUCAACCUGGGGUUGAACACUCGACCUACCUUCUUCGGGUGCGAUCCCGCGAAUCUGUCGGCGCCGGCGCCGUUGGUGGUUUACCUGCCCAAUGCGCCAUACAGCGCGCAGAGCAACACGUCGACCUUCCAGCUGUCGUACUCGGAUUCCCAGCGGGAUGAGAUCAUCACGAAUGGGUAUAACGUGGUGACGCGGGGGAAUGGAACCGCCGACAAGUCCUGGCCGAGCUGUGUUGGGUGUGCCAUUCUACAGCGGUCGCUGUAUCGGACGAAUACAUCUAUGCCGGAGGUGUGCAACAGUUGCUUCAAGGAGUAUUGUUGGAACGGAACAGUGGAUAGCUCAACUCCUGGGACAUAUGAACCGAGCCAGGUGUUGGGGAGUAAGUCUACUUCUGCAGCAGACAGGACAGCAUACAGGGAAGGAUUGAACUGGCUGGUAGGCGGGUUUGCGGUGGGGUUGGGAAUGUGGAUGGCAGUUUAA